UAUGCUAUUAGUAUGUAUGCUAUAUGCCAUUAGCAUGUAUGCCAUAUGUAUGUAUGCCAUACAUACCGUAAAGUGCACUGCUACUGCGAACCACUUACCAGGGAAGUGAAAACGUGAGCUCUGAAGUGCCUGCGUCACAGCGGCGUCGGUCAGUCGAAAGGAUGGGGGCCAUGGGAUACGCGUCCACCACCGUCCGUCCGCUCGUCCUCGUUCUCGUUCUUCCUCGCUCCACAACCUGCGUCCGCCGCUACCAUCGGGUAAACUUUCUCCGGCGUGCGGCGUAUGCGGGGGAUCUGGUUCGAAAAGAAAAGAAAAGAGAAAGAGGGUAUCCAUGUGUGAUGUGUGUCCCUUCAACUCCUCCUGUCCGUUUUGUCCCGCUCCAACCUGUUAGGAUUCUCCUUGAUUGGAAGCGCUUUGUUUGGGAUGUAAGGGGUUGCUGGACCAUCAGGAAGGAAGGCAGGUAGGUAGGAUAGACGAGAGAAGGCUCCCCACUCCCCACUUCGUCUUCAGGCGCCUGCCUUGUAUGUACUGUACGUGUAUCCCUGAUUCCCUUAUCCCACGUUUUUUUUGCGUUGAUUCCUCCGGUGAGCAAACGGAAGGUGGGGCGAGGCUAGGGGCUGCACUCUGGGAGGGGAGGGGAGGGAAUAGGAGGGGGGUCAUCGGAACAGAUGGCCCACGGGCAGUAUAAUCUUCUUCUUCUUGCAGUAAGUACGUUGCACGAAUACCUACUUUCCUACCGGCCAUCGGUGUUUCCACCGUCCUUCUCCCAGACGAGACGAGAAGAGACGAUGUACUCUACCAGCCAGCCGUAAUGAGAUGCAAGAAUUGGCAGGUGCAAUGCUUUCCGUGCAUGCAUUGUGACCUCGAUUCUCUCGAUUCUCGGGUGAUUGGAGAUGACUCGUAACUAGUACCCCUCUUUGACCCUAGAUGUCCAGUCCAGUCUACAGCCCACAUCCGUUCACGGGACCUGGACGCCCGCUCAACUGUCUGUACAUAGCCGUGAUGAUGUGGGUGACUGAGUGAGUGCCUGAGCUUCUAAAAGGCAAGAUACGUUCAAGUCUUUUUUUCCUGAAGAACUGGCUCGGAGUUUUUGGUGGUGGUGGUACCGUAGUAGUGUGCCCUAAAUGUUUAGUUGUUGACACUGCACACUGCACCGCAUCGAAGCGCGCAUGCAAAGUAAGAUGCAUAUGUAUGUGUGUGUGGUGUGGAGAUGGGUUGUUCGGAAGCUGACGCCGCCUUUCCGCUGCGAUAAAUGAAUAUUAUCCAUCUUCCGGGACGGAUCCGGCCUCUGUGCUAG
This is a messenger RNA of Tricharina praecox, 1297 nucleotides long. RefSeq lists its product as uncharacterized. The record is from RefSeq and is a predicted model, not a curated record. NCBI's taxonomy places the organism in Eukaryota, Fungi, Ascomycota, Pezizomycetes, Pezizales, Pyronemataceae. The transcript has a single exon. Bases 162 to 464 code for a protein of 100 amino acids.